Molecule: messenger RNA, 1006 nt
Organism: Lactuca sativa (garden lettuce)
Lineage: Eukaryota; Viridiplantae; Streptophyta; Magnoliopsida; Asterales; Asteraceae
Product: ethylene-responsive transcription factor ERF025
Biological process (GO): regulation of DNA-templated transcription
Molecular function (GO): DNA-binding transcription factor activity; DNA binding
Source: RefSeq, a predicted model, not a curated record
AUUGACCACACACAAUCUCCCCACGGUUUCAUCACCUUUUUUCACACACAAACACUUUGUACUGGUAUAUAUAUAUGCACACACUGACACACACAUGCAUAAGGUUGUCACGUUCAAGAAUUACGAAACCAUUAAAUCUAAACCAUGGAUGCGAGGGAAACGCGACUGACGUGCGCCAUGAACACCUCCUUCUCUACCGGAGGCUCCUCAAGCGCCUCCGGAAAACACCCUACCCUUCAUGGGAUACGUAGCCGGAAUGGGAAGUGGGUGGCGGAGAUUCGUGAACCACGUAAAUCCUCCCGUAUAUGGCUUGGAACAUAUCCGACUGCGGAGAUGGCUGCAGCAGCUUAUGACGUAGCGGCUCUGGCACUCAAGGGUGGUGAUGCAAUGUUGAAUUUCCAAGAGUUUGUUGGAUCUUAUCGAGUGCCGGAGUCACCGGAACCUGCCUUGAUAAGGAGUGCAGCGGGGGAAGCGGCGGAGUUGAUGAAGUUGUUCAGGGAAAAGGAAGACGACCACAAGAAACAAGGUGGUGACGAGGGAGAGACGCAUCAGAAUGAUGAGUUCAUGGAUGAAGAAGCAAUUUUUGAUAUGCCGAAUCUUUUGGUGGAUAUGGCGGAGGGAAUGAUGGUGAGCCCGCCCCGGCAGCCGACAACUGUUGAAUGGUCAUCGGGGAACUCUUCUGAGUGUGACAACUUGUGGAGCUAUUAAUUUUAUUUUAAAAAUAAUACAGCUUUAAGGAAAAGACGUUUUAUCAUUUUUCAUAGAUGAUAGGUCGUUUCUUCAUAGGUCGUUUCAUGUAAAUAUAUCCAUAAAAUAAGAAACAAUAAAGCAUUCGGUUGUUUCACCGUUUGAAAUCCUCUUAAUACUAAGGUGGGACCCAUGUAAAUGACCCAUACCUUUUAAAAGUAUUCGCAAUGCGUAAAUUUUUUUCUCACAUGUAAAUUUUGUCAAUUCAGAUUUUUGUUGUUGCUUUUAUGUAAUUAAACCCAUUCAUAUUAUCAACAUA